Messenger RNA from Telopea speciosissima, 2637 nucleotides. Its product is annotated as probable LRR receptor-like serine/threonine-protein kinase At3g47570. Gene Ontology annotation, biological process: protein phosphorylation; hormone-mediated signaling pathway. The record is from RefSeq and is a predicted model, not a curated record. Gene Ontology annotation, molecular function: protein kinase activity; protein binding; ATP binding. NCBI's taxonomy places the organism in Eukaryota, Viridiplantae, Streptophyta, Magnoliopsida, Proteales, Proteaceae. The transcript has 4 exons. Gene Ontology annotation, cellular component: plasma membrane. The coding region runs from base 1 to 2637 and encodes 878 amino acids.
AUGUCUUUGUCAAACCUGGAGAUAUUUUCUAUUACUUAUAAUGGCUUAACAGGAGAAAUACCAGCUUCUUUUGGGAACAUUUCCACCAUCCAAAUUAUAUCUUUGGGUUGGAAUGAACUGCAGGGGAGCAUUCCAGAAUCCUUCGGUCAGCUUACAAACUUAUACUUUCUAUCACUUCCUCUAAACAAGCUAUCUGGUAUGUUUCCUCUCUCCCUCUUCAAUCUCACUUCUCUUGAAAUUCUUUCUCUUCUACAAAACCAACUGCAUGGGAUCCUUCCACCAAACAUAGGCUUCAGUCUUCCAAAUAUCCAACAUCUAGAAAUUGGAAACAACCUUUUCUCAGGGAGCAUUCCAAAUUCCAUAUCCAAUAUUUCAACACUCGAAAUAAUAGAUCUUGGUGGAAACAAUUUUGUUGGAUGCGUCCCUAACAACUUAGGAGAUCUUCAAAAUCUUCGAGCAUUUGCUAUUGGUGGAAAUAAAUUUGGAUCAUGGGAAGGUGAUGAUUUAGAUUUUGUAAAUUCUUUGGUCAUUUGUAUAAAUCUAGAGGUUUUGGACCUAGACAAUAAUGCUUUUAAGGGUCCCCUUAUGAACUUUAAAGUCAACCUCUCAACACAGCUCUCAGUUCUUAAUUUGGAUGCGAAUCAAAUAUCUGGAACCAUUCCUAUUAGAAUUGAAAAUCUUGUCAACUUGACCACAUUGAGCAUGGAGGGGAACUUUCUCGAAGGCAAUAUUCCGUCUGGUAUAGGGAAACUUCCGAAGCUUCAAAGAUUAUUCUUGGGUCAAAAUAGACUUUCAGGACAGAUACCUUCCUCUAUAGGUAAUCUCAUUCUUUUGUUUGAACUUCAUUUAGAUUCCAACAACUUGAGUGCAAGCAUUCCUUCCAGCAUUGGAAAUUGUCAACAGCUACAAUACCUAACCUUUUCUAAUAAUAGCCUCCAAGGUCCGAUACCUAAACAACUCUUUCUUAUUUCCUCCUUGUCAUUAUCUCUCAAUUUAUCUUAUAAUUUUCUGGUCGGUUCCCUACCAACAGAAAUUGGUGACUUGAAGAGUCUUUCUACAAUAGAUAUCUCCGAAAAUCGAUUGUAUGGAGAAAUCCCAUCUUCCAUUGGUGAUUGUAAUAGUUUGGAACAUCUUUAUAUGAGGGGUAAUUUCUUUGAAGGCACAAUUCCUCAAUCUUUGACUUUUUUGAAGGGGCUUCAAGAUUUAGAUCUUUCACACAACAACUUAUCAGGGCAAAUCCCGAAAGACCUACAGAACCUUUUAGCAUUGCGGAGUUUGAAUUUAUCCUACAAUAAUCUUGAGGGGGAGGUACCAACAAAAGGAAUCUUUGCAAAUGCAAGUGUAAUUUUGGUGAAUGGAAAUGACAAGCUUUGUGGGGGAAUUGCGGAGUUACAUUUGCAUACAUGCACAAACCUUGGAUCUAUGAAACGAGAAAAGUCCAACGCUUUUAGAAUAGUUUUGGCUAUAAUCGGUGUGGUUCUUGGUUUCCUUUUGAUAUCUUCUUUUCUUACUCUUUAUUGGAUAAGAAGAUCAAAAAGUAAACCUCCAUCUGCAUCAUUAACUGAUGACAAGUUCUUAAGGCUUUCUUACAAAGAGCUCUUCCAAGCUACUAGAGGAUUUUCUUCAGCCAAUUUCAUAGGUUCCGGUAGUUUUGGCUCUGUAUACAAAGGGAUUAUUGACAAAGAUGAAACCAUUGUCGCAGUCAAGGUACUCAACCUUCAAAAUCCAAGAGUAUACAAGAGUUUUAUUGCCGAAUGCAAAGCAUUAAGAAACAUUCGGCAUCGAAAUCUUGUCAAGAUCUUAACUUCUUGUUCGAGUCUUGAUUCACAAGGAAAAGAUUUCAAAGCCCUUGUUUAUGAGUUCAUGCCCAAUGGGAGUGUAGAUGAUUGGUUGCAUCUGCCGAUGGAGGCACAUAAUCAUUCAAGGAAUUUAAGCUUUCUUCAAAGAUUAAACAUCGCAAUUGAUGUGGCUUCUGCUAUAGAUUACCUUCAUUACCAUUGUUAUGCUACAAUUAUUCACUGUGACUUGAAGCCAAGCAAUAUUCUACUUGACAGUGAUAUGAUUGCACAUGUCAGUGAUUUUGGUUUGGCGAGGCUACUUUUAGAAGCUGACGACAAUCCAUCCCAGUCUCAUAUGAGUACCAUUGGGAUAAAAGGAUCUAUUGGCUAUGCUGCUCCAGAAUAUGGCAUGGGUGGAAGGAUAAGUAUACAAGGAGAUGUGUUUAGCUAUGGGAUCUUUUUAUUGGAGAUGUUCACAGGAAAAAGGCCAACAGAUCAUUUGUUUACUGAUGAAUUAAAUCUCCAUAACUUUGUAAAGGCAGCUUUACCUGUACAUGUGAUGCGAAUUAUUGAUCCAAGAAUCCUAUCCAUGGAAGAAGAAUGUGAAGAAAUUCAAGAGGACGCUAUCAACAAAACUGAAGGUCCUAUUCAUAUGAUAGAAAAAUUACAAGAUUGUAUAACGCCGAUAAUUGAAAUUGCACUUCAGUGUUCCAUGGAAUCGCCAAGAUUACGUAUGGACAUGAACCAAGUUGUGAAGGCACUACAUUUAAUCAAGGAAAAUUUUCUUGAAGCAAGAAUCAAUCAAUACAAAGCAACUACACAUGAUUUGAAGUAUCUAGAUUUCAAUGAGCAGAUUUAA